Messenger RNA from Colletotrichum scovillei, 1761 nucleotides. RefSeq names its product MFS multidrug transporter. Gene Ontology annotation, biological process: transmembrane transport. Gene Ontology annotation, molecular function: transmembrane transporter activity. NCBI's taxonomy places the organism in Eukaryota, Fungi, Ascomycota, Sordariomycetes, Glomerellales, Glomerellaceae. Bases 1 to 1761 code for a protein of 586 amino acids. The record is from RefSeq and is a predicted model, not a curated record. The transcript is spliced from 6 exons.
AUGUCUGAUUCGAAACCACAUGCCUACUACUUCGUUCCCCGCAAGCCAGUAUCGGCAGACUCCGAAACGGGCUUCAGCCUUCACAGGACUUUGACUCGGUCUCGAUCUAGCUUAUGGCGAGGAUGGAGUCCCGGACUACCUUCUUUCACAGAGUAUGAGAGAACAGCAUACAAAUUCCCCUGGCUUCAAACCCCAGUGGAAGAAUCUGGUUGCAGACAUCCUGGGAUUAUCCUGGAGACGUCGGCUCAUGACGAUCGUUCACACUUACUUUCUCAUGACGAUACGCAGGCGGGACCCUCUGCAGAGACUCCUCUCGAGGAAAAGUCUGCGCAGGGUAUCAGACCUGAUGAUCGUGAAGACCCAGACCUGGUAACAUGGUCUGGGCCUGACGACCCAAUGAACCCAAAGAAUUGGGCCAGGCACAAAAAAUGGACGGCAACCAUCUUGGUCUCAUGCUUCACAUUCAUCUCGCCAGUCUCCUCUACCAUGUUAGCCCCGGCACUGGACACCCUCGCCGACGACUUUGACGUUGAGUCUGACAUUGAGACAUAUCUCCUCAUGUCCAUCUUUCUCCUCGCGUACGCUGUGGGGCCAUUCGUUCUUGCUCCGUUGUCUGAGAUGUACGGUCGUGUUGUUGUGCUUCAGUCUGCCAACAUGUUUUACUUGAUCUUCAACACCGUCUGCGGCUUCUCUGCUUCAAAGGAGCAGAUGUUGGCUUUUCGAUUCCUCAGUGGCCUUGGUGGAAGUGCUCCUCAGGCUCUUGGUGGCGGCGUACUGAGUGAUUGCUGGAGAGCCGAAGAGAGAGGCACUGCAACUGCCAUCUAUAGUCUGGCUCCAUUUCUCGGGCCCGCUGUUGGCCCUAUCGCUGCCGGAUAUCUGACACAGUACCUCUCCUGGCGCUGGAUCUUCUGGACCGUCUCUAUCGCUGAUGCGGUCGUCCAAAUUCUCGCCUUUCUAUUCCUCUCCGAGACUUACGCCCCUAAGAUUUUGGCAACCAAAGCAAAUAUGCUGCGCAAAAAGACGGGCAACGCGAAUUUGCGUACAGAGUUUGAUCGUCCAGACAGGACUUUCGGACAGACGUUGCGGAAGAAUCUUGUCAGACCAUUCAGAAUGCUUUUUACUCAGCCAGCACUGCAGAUCACUGCCGUGUACAGGGCAUACCUGUAUGGUCUCAUGUAUCUUGUCCUUGCGUCGUUCCCUUUUGUGUGGAGUGAGCAGUACGACAUGGAGCCCGGACCAGCUAGUUUGAACUACAUCUCACUCGGCGUUGGCUUCGUGAUCGGGCUACAAGUAUCCGGACCUCUUAUUGAUAAGGUCUACCGUAAACUCAAAGCACAAAAUAACGACACAGGUCGUCCAGAGUUCAGGAUCCCUCUCAUGUUCCCCACAGCCAUAAUCACGCCGAUUGGCCUCCUCCUGUAUGGGAUUGCAGCACACUUUGAAGUCCACUGGAUCGUUCCAAACAUCGGCGCAGCGAUUCUAGCCGCCGGCCUCAUCCUCUCUUUUCAGUGCGUACAAACGUAUGUUAUCGACUCGUAUGAGAGGUAUGCGGCUAGCGCAGCAGGUGCGGCGGCCUUUGUGCGGACGAUGGCUGGUUUCAGCUUCCCGUUGUUUGCACCGAGAUUAUACGAUGUGUUGGGUAUUGCCUGGGGCAAUGUGUUGCUUGCUGGUAUUGUCUUUGUGAUGGGGCUGAUUGUGCCGUUUGUUAUGUGGAGAUGGGGCGCGUGGCUUAGAAGCAAGAGCCAGUACUGCGCAGGUUGA